Molecule: messenger RNA, 1982 nt
Organism: Brassica rapa (field mustard)
Lineage: Eukaryota; Viridiplantae; Streptophyta; Magnoliopsida; Brassicales; Brassicaceae
Product: ACD11 homolog protein
Biological process (GO): intermembrane lipid transfer; ceramide transport
Cellular component (GO): cytosol; membrane; cytoplasm
Molecular function (GO): ceramide 1-phosphate transfer activity; ceramide 1-phosphate binding
Source: RefSeq, a predicted model, not a curated record
UGUUAUCCAUUAUCUUCUAAUUUCCCGACUUCUGCAUGCAUACUCCUUUUUUAGUGAUUUUCAUGGCAACUGUUUCCAAAGUAAAGCGGUAAAGAUAAAUUUCUUACCACUUAAAUAUAAACAUGUCAUCGAUCAUGGUCAUGAAGUCCACGCCAGAGAUUGCAACAACUAAUUGGAAAAAAGAUAAUUAACUAUCAAAUCAUUGUGAACGUAUUUUCCAUUGUAGAAAAGAACAAAAACACAUACAAAUUGUUUUGAAAUAGGAUUGCAAGGUGCAUUAUGGAGAGAGUAUGCCUAUGCAAGACAGAAAAUGUUAUAAAUUGCUGAUGAACAAAAACUAACUUACCGUAGUGACUCCCCUGUGCAAAUAGAGUUAUUGGAAACUAACUCUUUCUUGGAUCUUCACAGAAUCAACAUCCGCCGGUGAGAGUUGCAAAAGAAACGGUGGUUAUGAGCCAUUUUUUCGUUUUUUCCGUCUGAUAAUAUUAAUUUUAAAAAGAAAUACAAAGUUGGAUACAUCAGUUGAUCCACAGCAACAAAAGCUCAUGAACAGACGACUGUAACCCGUACCGGGGUGUCUUACAAGAACAAACGCCAUUUCCGCGUUUUUAAAACACGAUUUAGAAUAUUUAACUUUAUUAAAAAGUUCAAAAAACAAUAAAUCAAAAACCCAAGGGUGCGAAAGACCAAAAAUCUCAAAGAAAAACAUUUUAACCGAAUUAGCAAAACCAGUUCGAACCGGACUAAAAUGCAUGUUUGAGUUUAACUGGGCCGAAAAUAAUGCAAGUGGGCCUAGAAGGUUAAUACUUAAUGGAAUGAUAGUAGUGAAAGAAGCAACGUGGAGGCAAAGAUACGUGUUGCGAAAAGUCACGUUCCGUAAAAGUAGAACACACAUCGCAAGUCAGCAGUUUUAUUCUUCGAGAACACGUCUUACAUUUUCCCCGUAAGUUUCCUUUCUUCUUCGGACACAUCAUGUUUCAAGAAGAAGAAGUUUUCAAAGUCUUUGCAACCGUGUCGGCGAAGCUAUAUAACAAAGAAGAGUACACGAAAGAUAAAAGUAAUAUGGAGAAAGACAUGAUCGGGGACGCUAGAUUCAACACGCCUUUGUUGGUUAUCACGGAGGCGUUCGAGGAUCUGGCAGAUUUGCUGAAACCACGGAGGCAAAAACGCGAGAUCGGCAGAAACGGCGUCGUAUCAAAUGAUGGAUUAAGACUCGAUGCGUUUUGCAGUGCGUGUACUCACGUCUCUGUUCUCUUCGGCUGCCUCGGAUUCGCCUUCAAAUUCGCUGAGAUGGAGUACGUCUCCAAGGUUAGAGAUUUGGUGGAAGCAUCAAAAACGUUUGAUACGUUACAUAACAUUAUUGAUCUAGAUGUUAUGAAUCAAACGGUUAAGACACAAGGAAGCUAUUCGCGAAAUCUCCGACGUGUUAGACUAGGUUUAGAUUUGAUCCGAGCCAUCUUCGAACAAUUUUUGAUGACGAACGAGUAUUAUUCUUUGAAAGACGCUGCAACAAAAGCUUACACACAAGUAUGUGCACCCUUUCACACGUGGGGCGUUAGAACAGCUGUUUACGCUGGAAUGUAUACACUUCCGACAAGGGACCAGCUUCUGUUACGACUUAAUGAAACAGAUCAAUCUGUGGAGAAGAACAUGAGGAGAUACAUGGAAGCUUCGAGGCCGAUUAUAGAGUAUAUUGACAAGCUUUACAUUGAUAGGAACAUUAAACUGGAUUGGUAGCAAAUUUUGUUACAAAAAGGUUAGUCGCUGGACAUCUAAAAUUGUAGCUUCGUCAGCUCAAUGAUUGUUCUCUCGAUGAUAUUUAAUUCAUUCUUGAAUUAGAUUUUGGAUUUGAUGGCAAAAUUUUAAAUAGAAAAUAGUAUGAACAUUAUUGAAUAACAUAGUACUAUCUUGUUGGUUUAUGAUCUAAUGAAUGCACAAAUUUGUGCUUGUAGUAAUUCUAAUGUUCUACUUCUGGUGAUCAA